UUCUAGGGUUUAAUUCAUUCAAUUUCUCGAGGAUGCCUCCUAAAUCGGCGAGGAAGACUGUAAUUGGGGCAGGAUCGAAGCGAGGAGGGAGGGCGGGACGUGGUACUCCGAGGACGCUGAACAAGAAGUUGAAUCCUGAAGAGAUAAAGGCGGAUGAUUCUCCAUCUGAUGUUAAACAUGAGGUCAAGAUCGAUGAGAAUAAGACCGAGGAGAAGAGAUCGGAAAUCACGCCGAUAGUUCCCAAACCUGUGAUUGAACCGGUUACGGAGACUAAACCUGAGAUUGUAUAUGUGGAUGAUGAUGUUCUUCCUUUGAAGAAAGAAGAUGAUAUUAAGGAAUCCACAGAGGAAUAUGAAAAAGAUGAACGAUUGGACUUGGAUGACAAUGAACCUGAUUAUGAAGUUGAAGAAUAUGUUGGUGAUUAUGAUGAGAAGGAGAUUGAACAUGAUGAUGUGGAAAGAGAGGGGGAUGAAGUUGAUGAGGAAGCUGAAAGAGAGGAAGAAGGUGACAUGGUUGAGGAAGAAAUUGAAGAUCAAUGUGAGGAACUUGAGGGCGAGGAAGAAGAUGGACAUGUAAGUGAAGAGCAACCAGAAAUGGCGGAUGGUGAAGAGGAGCAUCAUGAUGUUUUCAAAGAAAGGCGUAAACGCAAAGAGUUUGAAAUCUUUGUCGGAGGAUUAGACAAAGAAGCUACUGAGGAUGAUCUGAGGAAAGUUUUUAAGGAUGUUGGGGAGGUUACUGAAGUCAGGCUUCUCAUGAAUCCUCAAACUAAGAAGAACAAAGGCUUUGCCUUUUUGCGUUUUGCAACUAUUGAACAAGCAAAAAGAGCUUGCACUGAGAUAAAAAACCCAGUGGUCAAUGGUAAACAAUGUGGUGUUACGCCCAGUCAAGAUAGCGAUACCCUAUUUUUGGGUAAUAUAUGCAGGACAUGGACAAAAGAAGCUUUGAAAGCCAAAUUGAAGCAUUAUGGAAUUGACAGUAUCCAAGAUUUGACCUUAGUUGAAGAUAGUAAUAAUGAAGGAACAAAUAGGGGCUUCGCUUUCUUGGAAUUCUAUUCUCGCCCUGUAGCCAUGGAGGCUUUCAAGCGUUUACAGAAGAAAGAUGUUGCAUUUGGAGUUGAUAGACCUCCAAAAGUUUCUUUUGCAGAUUCAUUUAUUGACCCUGGCGAUGAGAUCAUGUCUCAGGUAAAAACUGUCUUCAUUGAUGGACUGCUUGCUUCUUGGGAUGAGGAUCGUAUGAGGGACCUACUCAAGGCAUAUGGAGCCAUCGAGAAAAUUGAGCUUGCACGUAAUAUGCCAUCUGCCAAGCGAAAGGAUUUUGGUUUUGUGACUUUUACCACUCAUGAUUCUGCAAUUACAUGUGCUAAGAAUAUCAACAAUGAAGAAUUGGGCGAAGGAAACAACAAGAUUAAAGUGAGGGCUAGAUUGUCAAGGCCUCUUAAUAGAGGUAAAGGAAAACAUGUCAUUCGUGAUCCUAGGCCUAGACGAGGUUCUACAAGAAGUGGUAGAGCUCCUUGGAGCCGACCACCCAUCCAAAGAGGACCCCCUCCGGUCAGAUCAACAAGAGUAGGAAAUCGUCCACAUCCUCCUUCUGACCGUGGAUUGAAGAGGCCCAUCAGUUCUAGAGAUAGACGUCCUGUUGUAUCUAUUUCAUCUAGAGCCAGGCCAUUGCAUUCCCCACCUAGGUCAUAUGAUAGGAGACCUCCGCCUGGUUUCAUUGCCACAGUCCCUUCAUAUUCUAAGAGUAGCAUGAAGAGGGAUUAUGGCCGACGUGAACAGCCACCACCACCUCCUAGGAGCAGCAGAGAUACAAUUAACUAUGGUUCGAGGGCUAUGGAUGAGAGGCGUCAUUCUCAUAGAGACGACUAUCCUACCCGUUCUUCUGGCUAUACCGAUCUGCCAAGAAGUUCUUCACGAUCGAAGAGACCUUAUGUAGAAGACAGUUAUGGGCAGAGAUACGAAAGGCCUCCUCCUCCACUUCCUCCAAGUUAUCGUGAAGGACGUGAUCGUGAUUAUGAUCCUCUUCCUGGUUCAAAGCGUCCUUAUAGUUCUAUGGAUGAUAUCCCUUCGAGGUAUGCUGAUAGUGGCGUUCCUCAUUCAAGGGCUCGUUUGGAUUAUGAUCUCGGUGGUGGCUCUUCUCAGUAUGUAAAUGCAUAUAGCGACAGUAGGAUGGUGAGAUCUAGUCUAGGCUAUGGUGGUGGAGGCGGUAGCAGCAGAGCUCAUCUUUCGGGUCAAGAAUCGCAUAGUCUCUAUGGAAGCCGCCAUAGUAUGGGUUAUGCUGGAGGUUCUUACGGUGGUGGGGGUAGUAGUCAUAACCAUGAUAUUGGCGGUAUGUACCCUUCAAGUGGGUAUGGUCACGAUAGUGAAUACAUAUCGCGUAGAUCUGAUGUGAGUGGCGGCUCGGGCUCGGGCUCGGGCUCGUACCCAUCAUCUAUGUAUUCUGGUCGUGGGAUGGGCGGCGGUGGCGGCAGUAGCAGUUACAUGGGAGGCGGUUCUGGUUCUUACUAUUAAGCAGUUAUUAUCUAACAUUUAAUUGGAAUGUAUGGAAGAAGUCUGAAGGGGGAUGUUUUUCUUAUUAACAAUGGCUUAAGGAGGUGAUGAAAUAUGUAAUAUUUGAUGGUGUGAUUAAUUAGAAAUAUUUUCAGAAGUUGGGGAUUUUCAAUAUUUAGAUUAAUUGUCUUAAUUCUAGGUUUGUUUAAGAUGGUAUAGUUAUUUUGGAAGGCUGAGGUUAUAAAUGUUUUUUGAUAUAUCA
Messenger RNA from Impatiens glandulifera, 2748 nucleotides. RefSeq names its product heterogeneous nuclear ribonucleoprotein Q-like. Bases 33 to 2507 code for a protein of 824 amino acids. The record is from RefSeq and is a predicted model, not a curated record. Lineage: Eukaryota; Viridiplantae; Streptophyta; Magnoliopsida; Ericales; Balsaminaceae. Gene Ontology annotation, molecular function: mRNA binding. Gene Ontology annotation, cellular component: nucleus. The transcript is spliced from 11 exons.